Myripristis murdjan (pinecone soldierfish) is the source of this 3386-nucleotide messenger RNA. RefSeq names its product ADAM metallopeptidase domain 19a (gene adam19a). The record is from RefSeq and is a predicted model, not a curated record. NCBI's taxonomy places the organism in Eukaryota, Metazoa, Chordata, Actinopteri, Holocentriformes, Holocentridae. The transcript has 23 exons. Bases 53 to 2935 code for a protein of 960 amino acids. Gene Ontology annotation, biological process: proteolysis. Gene Ontology annotation, molecular function: metalloendopeptidase activity.
AGGAAAACGGAGAGGCAAGGGAGGACGGUCGGCGGUACCGAGGGUCACAGGGAUGUACAGUAAACACAGGCAGAAAAAUGCCCAAAUAUCACCGGCAAAAUGUGGACGUUUGCUCAUUUUUCUUUCUUUUCUUCUGCUGAACGGCAUACUGGAAAGAGCCAGCGGAGACACUGGAGAACAAGGGCUGCGCGGGGGAAGGACAGUGACGGCGCAGUGGCUUUCUCAAGGCCGAACCAAGCGGUGGGCCGGUGCUUCCACACAGGAUCAAUACCCAGACAGAGGGGAAAUACUGCUGUCAUCCGAUGACCUACAACUGGCGCUAAUAGUGGAACGAAAUCAGGAGCUGAUAGGUCCAGACUUCACAGAGACCCACUAUACAGAAGAUGGGCAUCCGGUGAUGGUGGCCACCAAUUACACUGAUCACUGUUUCUACCAUGGCCACGUAAGAGGACACACAGAUUCCUGGGUAGCUCUCAGCACAUGUUCGGGAGUAAGGGGCCUGAUAUCCUUGAACUCUAGUGACACAUACUACCUGGAGCCAAUCAGAGGCUUGGAUCCUCUCCACCAUUCACUGUUGAGCACCGAAGAGCUGCAGAUUAAAGGUGGACACUGCAGCCACGGACAUCAGACCAGCCACCCGAGCCAGAUCUCUGACCUCCUAAAGCCAUUGCAUCCAAGGGUAAAAAGGAAUGCCUGGGGCACCACCAAGUACAUGGAGCUGUACAUUGUGGCUGACAGCACACUGUAUAAACGGCAAAAUAAGGACUAUCAGAAAACCAAGCUGAGGAUAAUGGAAAUUGCCAAUUACGUGGAUAAGUUCUACAGGGCUCUGAACAUCCGUGUGCCUCUUAUCGGGCUGGAGAUUUGGACUGAGAGGGAUCAGUGUAUUGUUACCGAGGAGCCCAACGCCACCCUCUGGUCUUUCCUCCAGUGGAGACAGAAGUUGAAAUCCCGCAAGAAACAUGACAACGCCCAGUUGCUCACAGGAGUGAUUUUCAAGGGGACCACCAUCGGGAUGGCACCGUUGGAGGGGAUGUGCAGCCUGGAAAACUCCGGAGGCAUCAAUGUGGACCACUCCGACCUUCCCAUCGGUGCUGCGGCCACCAUGGCCCACGAGAUUGGCCACAACUUCGGCAUGAGCCACGACCACGAGGGCUGCUGCGUGGAGGCCACGGCCGAGCAGGGAGGCUGCGUGAUGGCUGCUGCCACCGGGCAUCCAUUUCCACGGGUCUUCAGCCGUUGCAGCAAGCGAGACCUGGACAGCUACUUCCAGAAGGGAGGCGGCAUGUGUCUUUACAACAUGCCCAACAUGAAGGACCUGGUGGGGGGGAAGAGGUGUGGAAACGGCUUUGUGGAAGAUGGAGAGGAAUGUGAUUGCGGAGAACCUGAGGAGUGCACGAAUGACUGCUGCAAUGCUAACAACUGCACUUUGAAGGAGGAGGCACAGUGCGCCCAUGGUGUCUGCUGUGAGGGCUGUAAACUGAAGCAGGCAGGUACCAUGUGUCGUGGUCCGGCCGGGGCGUGUGACCUUCCAGAGUAUUGCACUGGAGCUUCGCCUUACUGUCCCGCCAAUGUCUACCUGCUGGACGGCUCCUCCUGUCAAUACGGGGUGGCCUACUGUUACAACGGCAUGUGCCUCACCCAUGAACAGCAGUGCCUGCAGCUCUGGGGUUACGGAGCCCGGCCGGCUCACGAUGCCUGCUUUGAAGACGUCAACGCGGCAGGGAAUGCUUUCGGGAACUGUGGCAAAGACGGACAAGGCAACUACAUGAAGUGUGAGAAGAGCGAUGCCAAGUGCGGUAAGAUCCAGUGCCACAGCGCCGCCAAGAAGCCCAAGGGCACCAACGCCGUGUCCAUCGACACCACCAUCAAGACAGACGGCAUAGAGGUGAAGUGCAGGGGCACCUACGUCUACAGCACCCAGGACGGCCAAGGCGACCUGCCCGACCCCGGCCUGGUCAUGACCGGCACCAAGUGUGGAGAGGGCAAGGUGUGCAGAGACCGCCGCUGCCAGAACGCCUCUUUUACUGAGCUGGAGACUUGCAUCGCCCGCUGUCACGGCAACGGGGUGUGUAACAGUAAUGGGAACUGCCACUGCAAUCGAGGCUGGGCGCCGCCUUUCUGUGAGAAGCCGGGACUUGGUGGCAGCGUGGACAGUGGACCUGUCCAGUAUGACAGUCAGGUGGGUCUGGUCGUGGGUCUUCUCUUUGCCUUCCUGGUGGUCCUGCCUGCGGUGCUGCUGGCCUUCUACUGCUACAGGAUCAAGAGCUCCUACUACCACAAGUGGCUUUCCCAGAGAGAGAAGAACAACAAGAGCAAAAAGAUGGAGGGAUCUGCAGAGAAAGAGAAGAACGGCCAUCUGAAUCCUGCUUUUCACCUGAAGGUGGUCGGACCAAUCAACAAAGCUGGCAGCCACAAGGGGCUUCCUCACACCAGCAAAGAGGUUCUGCCUCUCAGACCGGGUCCGGCACCCAACAGCACCCAGCCGGUCAACAUUGUGCGCCCACUGAGGCCUGCUCCAUCACCCCAGGGUGCGCGGCAGGACCCCAAGGUGGCUCGCCCACCGCUGCCAGCCAGCAAACCCCCAGCCGCCCCACCCAAAUCCCCUCAGACCCCACAGAGACUCACCCCGCCCAAGAAACCCCUGCCUCUCAACCCGACACGCUCUCCACUGUUGGUGUCAGAGCUGCAGCCCAGACCCUCGCCCUUCCCUCCUCAGAGGCCGCUGCCGCUCAGCCCGGCCAGGACAGCCCUGCCCACGGUGAGCCCGGCCCGGACCCCGGCCUCCAAGCCCUCCCCAGGCCUGCUGGUCAUGAUGCCUCCGGCUGUCGGACCCAAGCCUGUGGGCAAAGUCUCAGCUGUCCCCCCUCUCAGAGCACUCAGACCGGUCCCAGGAGCCAAACCAAACACAGCCUCGUCUCCGUUGCGAAAAUGACCUUGUGGCUGACAGCCUAUUUGCACUAAAGAGACCUUGGUGGGGAAGGCUGGUACAACAACAGAGCUGUCCCGCGCACCGGAGGGGGGCACAGGGACCCAGUUGAAACCAGAGACACCACAGAGCAAGCGGGGACUCACAACAAUUCAGGCUUAAAAUGAAAACCUUCCCUCUGCCCCCUAUCAACCUUGACCGCCGUCCCCCGACCUCCCCCUAAUCCCCCCACCACCUCCCCUACCCCGACCCCCACCCCUACCCCCCCAACCCCUCAGCGCGCUACCAUUAACCACGAUGACGCGGUUUUGCACGGAGGCCUUGCAGACUGAGACAAGUGUUAUCGCUGGGGGGACGGUCACAUUUGCCAAAUCUUUUUUUAAACUUUUUUUAUGUUGGUUUUUUUAAUCUUUAUUUUUUUGUCAAUCUGUUUACGCUCUGUGUAUUAAAAAAAAAA